Molecule: messenger RNA, 995 nt
Organism: Hibiscus syriacus
Lineage: Eukaryota; Viridiplantae; Streptophyta; Magnoliopsida; Malvales; Malvaceae
Product: B3 domain-containing protein At2g36080-like
Exons: 4
Coding region: 126-830 (234 amino acids)
Molecular function (GO): DNA binding; DNA-binding transcription factor activity
Source: RefSeq, a predicted model, not a curated record
AACCCCAUACUGUUUACUCCUCUUUGUGCCCACUCCCCCUCUAUUUCCUCUUCAAAAGCCCUCGCCCUGCGCUUCUUGUUCUCCCACCUCACAAAUCUUUAGCUAAAAAACUCUUGAAACAAUCCAUGUUCUUCUCUUCCAACCACGCUCACUCCUCCUUCAACUUCAACCAGCAUGAAGAACAAGGGCUCGAGGACCAAAGCCAUGAAACGGAACCCAUGUUCGAGAAGCCCUUGACCCCCAGCGAUGUGGGCAAGCUCAACAGGCUCGUUAUACCCAAACAGCAUGCCGAGAAGUACUUCCCGCUCGGCGGUGAGUCCAGCGACAAAGGGUUGCAGCUGAGUUUCGAGGACGAGUUGGGAAAGUGUUGGCGUUUCCGUUACUCGUAUUGGAACAGCAGCCAAAGCUACGUGUUGACCAAAGGGUGGAGCCGAUAUGUCAAAGAGAAGCAGCUUGAUGCCGGUGACAUUAUCUUGUUCCAACGACACCGUUCGGAUGGUGAUAGGUUCUUUAUAGGUUGCAGGAGGCGCGGUGCAGCCUCGACACCAGUUGAUGGCAGAAACACCGUAACUGGCUCUGGAGGCGGCGGCGGCGAUGAAAUGUGGUGUGGCAGUAGGGGAUUGUAUCAAGGACAUCCUUAUCUUGGCCAUAUACAAGGCCAUGCUGCUAAUCUGCCAUACCCCCCAGGCUGCCUUCAUGCAGGGAACAUUGUUGAAAGCGAAGGUGCAGCAGCCGGGAACCCAAGGAGGCUGGUGCGGCUGUUUGGGGUGAAUCUAGAGUGCCAGCUCGACGAAUCGGAGCCAUCGACAAUCCAGCCGCCAGUUUUAUAACUCUCAGUCGUACCCUUCAAACUACAUGGAUGUGAAUUUCAGGAUGAGAUAUCAACAAGGAUAAGAUCUGAAGACGUGACAUCCAAGAUUUUAUUUUUGCUGACCCCCUCCCCCACUUGGAAAUGUCAAAAUUAUAUUAUUAUUAUCAAAAGAAAUUAAAAUCAU